Vicia villosa (hairy vetch) is the source of this 2973-nucleotide messenger RNA. Its product is annotated as receptor-like cytoplasmic kinase 185. The record is from RefSeq and is a predicted model, not a curated record. Gene Ontology annotation, molecular function: ATP binding; protein kinase activity. The transcript is spliced from 8 exons. Lineage: Eukaryota; Viridiplantae; Streptophyta; Magnoliopsida; Fabales; Fabaceae. Bases 655 to 2796 code for a protein of 713 amino acids. Gene Ontology annotation, biological process: protein phosphorylation.
UCAACAACGAUUGUGAAUUUGGCCUUUAGCAUCUUCCUCAUAGACCAUAAUGAAUGCCAAUAAAUUGCUUUUUAGAGUAAAGGAUAUUACAUCCUCUUUCAAAUCUUGUCGAUUCAUGACUAAAAAAGGAUAAAACCAUUACCGACACUAUACUCUCACCCCCUUGACCCCUUCAAUUCAAUCUAUCAACCACCUGCAAAUCCAAUUCAACACGCUUCAUAAAAACCCCACACUGUUACCGUUUGUUUGUUCUUUUCCGUUAACUCCGCAUUUAAAACCCUUCCUUCCCACGCAACUGAAAUUACUAAAAUACCCUCAUUCCCACCACUACCCUCAUUUCACAGUAAACCAAAUUCCGCUUCUAGUUCUAUUCCAUUUCCAUGGCAGUUGGAAGAACGCAACUAACUGCCAACACUUUUUCUACAGCGAGAUAUUCACAAUCACAAUCGCGAUUCUCCGAUUUGACUCGGUUAUGGAAAGUUUGACUCGGAGCUUAUUGUUGUUGACUCAGUUUGAAAUUCUUUCGUCAAUGAUAGUUCCGUGUUUGGAUCGUUGUUCGUUUUCAGCUUCUGCUGAUUUUUGUUCAUAGUGCCGUUGAUUUGUUCUGGAUUCUGUGUAGAUCUGAACCGUUCGGAGCAAUCAACGGCGUCAGUCAUGUUAAUCGAUAUAUUAAAAAAGGUCCAGGGCUCAUUGCUGUUAUGGAUGCAUAUAUUAUCUUACAUGGUAUUUAUGAUCAAGUUUGGUGCAUGUGGCGAAACACUGGAACCUCCAUUGCUAUCCGCAGCCAGGUCAUCUUUGAAACACUGGAACUCCCACGGGUCUAAGUAUGUGCUUUCUCAUGGUGCAGCAACAACUGGAGCACUGUCCCCGGCCAACCCUCCUUCUUAUGGCCCUUUCAUAAACCCUAGUCACGCCCCUAAAAGUUCACAUUUUUCCAUCCAAUUUAAGAAGAGGAGUGAAUGGAAACCUCCAAUUUCUGGAUUUAAAGAUAUUGCUCCUAUUCAUUCUACAGAAGCUGCAGUGCCUUCUGUUUUGGCUCAGCCACCGUUGACCCCUCAUGUUUCCAAUUGUUGUAAACAAGACAUGGUGUUGAAACGAGGCGGUAAGGGUUGCCACUGUGUAUAUCCCAUAAAGCUAGACAUUCUUCUUUUGAAUGUCUCUCAGAAUCCUGAUUGGGAUAAAUUUCUUGAAGAAUUAGCUACCCAGCUAGGGUUACAAAAUAAUACCCAGAUUGACCUGAUAAACUUUUAUGUGAUCAACUUUUCAACAUUAAAUAUCUCAAUGGAUAUUACUCCACAUAAAGGUAUCAGUUUCUCUGCCAAUGAAGCUUCUAAAAUAAACUCUUCACUGUCAAUGCAUAAGGUGCGCCUAGACCCUGGAUUAGUAGGUGGGUACAAACUUCUCAACAUAAUCUGGUUUGAACCUCCACCUCCGGCUCAAGCACCUACUUUAACUGCUUCGCCAGAGAAAGCACCUUUGUAUCAUUCACCUACGACUACAUCAUUGAGUUCUUCAAAUAAGGGAGGGCAUUCAAAUCUAUUUCUUAUUCUUGGAAUUGCUAUUGGCAUGCUCUUCAUUGCAAUUGUAUCUAUAUUAAUAUUCUGUUUGUGCACGUUGCUGUCAAAGGAAAAAACACCCCCCACUGAAACUGAAAAGCCAAGGACAGAGAAUGCUGUUUCAGCUGGGGGCUCUAUUCCCCACCCAACCAGUACACGAUUUAUUGCUUUUGAAGAACUUAAAGAAGCCACAAACAAUUUUGAACCUGCAAGUGUACUUGGAGAAGGAGGGUUUGGUAAGGUUUUCAAAGGUACCUUAAGUGAUGGUACUUCUGUUGCAAUUAAGAGGCUUACAAAUGGAGGGCAACAGGGUGACAAAGAGUUUUUGGCUGAGGUUGAAAUGCUUAGUCGGUUGCAUCAUCGUAACCUUGUAAAAUUAGUGGGAUACUAUAGUAAUCGUGAGUCGUCACAAAAUCUACUUUGCUAUGAGCUUGUCCCUAAUGGAAGUUUGGAGGCUUGGCUUCAUGGUCCCAUGGGAAUAAAUUGUCCUUUAGAUUGGGACACCAGAAUGAAGAUUGCACUCGAUGCUGCAAGAGGACUUUCGUACCUACAUGAAGACUCACAGCCAUGUGUAAUACACAGAGAUUUCAAAGCAUCCAACAUAUUGCUCGAAAAUAAUUUUCACGCUAAGGUUGCAGAUUUUGGUCUUGCUAAGCAGGCGCCUGAAGGCGGAGCUAAUUAUUUGUCUACUCGUGUCAUGGGCACAUUUGGGUACGUAGCUCCUGAGUAUGCCAUGACCGGACACCUACUUGUUAAAAGUGAUGUGUAUAGCUAUGGAGUUGUCUUGCUAGAACUGCUCACCGGAAGGAAACCCGUGGAUAUGUCACAGCCAUCCGGACAAGAGAACCUUGUUACCUGGGCCAGACCGAUCCUUAGAGAUAAGGACCGAUUGGAUGAGAUUGCUGAUCCAAAGCUCGGGGGAAAGUAUCCAAACGAAGAUUUUGUACGCGUGUGCACUAUUGCAGCAGCGUGUGUUGCUCCUGAAGCAAACCAACGACCGACAAUGGGUGAAGUGGUACAGUCACUUAAAAUGGUGCAGCGAAUCACAGAAUACCAUGAUUCAGUGCUAGCCUCAUCCAAUACACAGACCAAUCUGAGACAGUCAUCUAGCACUUUUGAGUUUGACGGAGCAUCGUCCGUGUUUUCUUCAGGCCCUUACUCUGGUCUAAGUGCCGCCUUUGACAAUGACAACAUUUCUAGGACAGUGGUUUUCUCCGAGGAUCUUCAUGAAGGACGAUGAAUACCGAAAAAACUCGUAUGUAACCUUGUAAUUAGACCCAUUUAAUUCCUUGGCUAAAGGUUGAAUCAUAAGCCGCCAAAUUUUCCAACGUGAUUGAAACUUUUAGCUAUUGGUAAGUGGUUUGGGUGACAAGAUUUUAAUUAAUGAGUAAAAAGUGUAGUUAGCAGAUUGUGUUUU